AUUCCCGUUCACCCCGCCAUAGAUCGCCUUCCUGUUCAUAGCCCUCUACCACCCCCUCUAUCCAUAUCUCGCCUGGCGUUUUCCGCUUUCUGGGCUCCCAUCUCUCCACUCUCAUAGAUACCGCCAUCCUUCCAUCAACCCCAUCGCGCUCAUUUACAUAGUCAACUCUCACCAUGACUUCCGAUUCUGACCUUCAGCCGAUCGACCCCGCUAAACAUGUCUUUGCUAUCCCGGCCAAAAGAAUUCACGUCCAAGAGGACGUUCCGCACUUUAUCACCUCACCAGCUUACAAACUGAUAACUAACUUCAUCCUUCACCUUAAUGCUUCGGCAUCUCCAUUAAACCCAGUAACUGGCGAGCUUCGCAACCCGCAGAACUACACACUGACCUCCCCUACCAUCCAUGUAUCUCCCGAAGUCGACGGCAUCAUCCAGCUCAUUCACAAACUAGAAGCCCUGGUGACCCGAGCUCCACCGGACCCUGGGCCGCGAAGGUUCGGCAACACCGCCUACCGUCAUUGGUACUCUCUUGUCGAGGACGCUCUCGGGGGUCCCGAUGGACUUCUCGACCAACACCUACCCGCAUCGGUGCUCUCACCAAAGGGGAAAGGUGAAGUCACCGCCAAGCAGGAAUUACUCCCGUAUCUUCUCGGUUCGUUCGGGUCUUCCCAACGACUGGAUUACGGUACCGGGCACGAGCUUUCGUUCUUGGCCUUUCUCUGCGGGAUUUGGGUUCUUGGUGGGUUUCGGGCCGGGAGGGAUGAGCUCGGACUGGCUCUCAAGUGUCUUGAUACAUACCUUCAUCUGGUUAGACGGCUCGUGACUACAUACACCCUUGAGCCCGCGGGUUCUCAUGGGGUUUGGGGGCUUGAUGAUCAUUCGUUCCUUCCGUAUAUCUUUGGCAGUGCUGAGCUGACUACCCACCACCCGACCGAUUCGUCCUCGAACUCAACAGUUCCGGCGAAUGUUGAGGGGUUGGAAGAUGUGCCGAAACCCGGAGAUGUGGUUAAGAGUCUUGUCGUUGAGAGGGAGCGUUUGAGAAACCUUUACUUUGGGGCUAUCGGGUUUAUAUAUGAUGUCAAGAAGGGCCCUUUCUGGGAGCAUAGUCCGAUUUUAUAUGAUAUCUCUGGUGUUCAAGGAGGGUGGGGUAAAAUAAACAAAGGAAUGAUCAAGAUGUUUAAUGCGGAAGUUCUUGGGAAGUUUCCGGUUGUUCAGCACUUCAGGUUUGGGAGCAUUUUUAGUUGGGGCGGGGCAGGUGGCUCUGCCAAUGCCACGGUUAUUACUGUUAGGACUCAAGCGCCCCAUGCAAGCGGUCCGGAAACUGGGACCGGAAGUGGGGUAGGAUCUGGAUCUAGUGCUAGCUCUGGUCCUGGAACUCGAGCUCCCGAGAAUCCUAUCACCGGCACAGCUGCACCAUGGGCUAGAAACCCAACGCAGUCUCCUACGAUUGGCUCAAACACUGAUUUCACCGCCAGGGCACCCUGGGGCAUCCCUGCUUCUACUGCGAAUCAAACUGGAUCCACAGCAGGUCGCUUCCCAGCGGAAUCAUCGGCCUCCCGCACCGCCCCCCGCCCAUUACCUGGCAGAGAGCCCGGCAUAGAAGAUGCGAGAGCCCCAUGGGCUACCGGCGAAGCGGAUAAGCAUCCCCCUUCCCCAGGUAUCACACAAGCAACUGAGGCAAACCUCGGGCCUAGGAGGACUAGUUCUCCAGAUAGCAAGCUUGCUACCAUGGAAGGUGAAGAGGGCAGACUUAGAAGGGGUAGUGUUGGAACCGGGGGUGUUCGAGUCGCAGAGACAGGGGACCUUAAGAAAAAGCUACCCCCCCUUCCCCAAGGCUAAUGAUACAACGAUAAACGUUUUGAGGGCAAGGUUAAAAUCAUGGGUUAUCCUUUUCCCUCCCCUUUCCUCAGCCUCUACCAAGGGUCUUUGGCAUUUCCGAUUUCGUUAAAGCUGCUGAUUCUUUAUAUUCCUUUUUCUUCUUCUCUUGCACAUGUGACUUGUGACUGUAGUUUCAGUGCUUUAUGCUUCUUCAGGAUAUGGUUGCAUAGUUCUUAUAGCGGUGCUUGGGGUUAACGGAGCUGGGAUACUGUACUUAUUCUUCCUUACCUUUCGGGAUCCACAUGAUUGCUACAGUGGUUUUUUCUUCUUUUUUCUUUUCCUUUCCUCCUUUUUCUCCCUUUCUUUCGAAAAAGAAAAAUCGUAACUUUGCUGGCUUAAGUUCCUUUUUUACUAUGGAGAUACCCCCUUGAUCUGGUACUCGAGUACCGGUAUGGUAUGCAAUACGGUACUCGCGGGGCGGGCGCAAAUUAAUUUAUGCCGUUACAUUACAUUACAUCUCUGAUAAUGCCGGUGCUACCGUAGUACCAGCACCGGCAUGUGUUCAUACUUUUUUUUUCUUUCGACGGGGAUCUGUUGCUAUGAUACUGUAGUACUCAGGGACUGUGAAAAGUCUAACGGUGAUGCAUCCUGCCGGGUAUGGGGGAUACCAUCAUAUAGGCAGUGCGCUCGUGCAUUGUACUUGAGCGGCUACUUUGUCGGGUUACCAGUACUCGAACACGGAGGAGGGAGGUGCCGUAAUCGUCAUUAUUGUUAUUGAUACAAGUACACUGCUAUCGACUCACUUGGUGCUGUGCCGGUACUCGUGGAGGGAGGGGGGGCCGAUAGGCCAUAUCGGUUACAUGUGCUGUUACUCGUAGAGGGUCGGUGCAGUACUCGAGCACCACAUCAGUCCUCUCUUUCUUUCUUCCAUCGAUAUUUUUGCGCAUGAUGGAGGCUUUUGCU
Tuber melanosporum (Perigord truffle) is the source of this 2780-nucleotide messenger RNA. RefSeq lists its product as uncharacterized. The transcript has 2 exons. The coding region runs from base 174 to 1838 and encodes 554 amino acids. Gene Ontology annotation, biological process: mitotic spindle organization. Gene Ontology annotation, molecular function: protein tyrosine phosphatase activator activity; peptidyl-prolyl cis-trans isomerase activity. The record is from RefSeq and is a predicted model, not a curated record. Gene Ontology annotation, cellular component: nucleus; cytoplasm; protein phosphatase type 2A complex. Lineage: Eukaryota; Fungi; Ascomycota; Pezizomycetes; Pezizales; Tuberaceae.